AUGCAGGCAUUCAAUCCAAAGGUACACCUGGCGUUCGAGCCGCCAAAGGCGCGGCACUCCUUCACGGAGCUGGGCCUGGACAGGCCAAAAAAUACGCCAGACAUGUGUUUUACGGAGCCGUUCCCACUGUUUUCGCCCGAAGGUGUGCGCAUGAUUCGCCGCGAGCUGCUCAGCAAGAAAGUGCUGGACAAGCACCUAACAUCUUGGCCGCGGGCGCCGUGCAUUAUCAGCGGCCAUGAGGAGACGGCGACAUGGAUCCGGGAGAUGUGGUGCCACCCGGCCGUGCGAGAAAGCGUGGAAACGGCCUUUGGGCUGCCGCUGCAGAUCCUAGGUCGGCGAGGAGAGAUUGGGCACUGCAACGUGCAGCUGGGAGCAGGAGGAGUUGAGGCCGUGUAUCAGCUGGGAGAGGAGGCCGCCCUUGACGAGACAGACGGGACGAGCGUGAGCACCAAGGAGAAAGCCGAGCAGGCGGACAGCCAGGGCGUCGAGUCGGCGUACGACGACGUGCUCACGGACGCCUGGCACCGAGACUCGACGCAGGUGGUGGUUGUGGUGAUGCUGAGCGACGCAACGACGAUGGAAGGUGGCGAGACAGCGAUCCGCGAUGGCAGCGGCCACGUCUUGAAGGCGCGGGGAGCGCAGGCUGGCAGCGCGGUGCUGAUGCAGGGCGCACACACGUGGCACGCAGCGCUGCGGGCGACAGGGGGCGCACAUGAGCGCAUCAGCAUGGUGACCAGCUGGCACUUCCGCGAUGCCGACUUGGACGACAGCGGCACAUCGCUGCGCAGUAUCCGGUCCGACGAGCCGAUGGCGGCCUGCAUCCAGGACCACUUCUUUGCCCACAAGCUGCGCAAGCUGCGCGACCGCAUCGACGUCCAGCUUGACCGACUCGAGGCCCGACGCGUUGUCCCGGCCGAGGACCCCGACCGGCCGCUGCUCGGCCGCGCCGUCGUCGAGGAAUGGGUGGGCAACCAGCUCGGGCUGCUAACCCAGACCGCCUGGGAGCUGUGUGAGCGCUGCCCCCGCUGGCUCUACCAGGACGUCCCACCGGCUGUCAUGGCCGACUACGGCUGCCGUCUGGUCGUGGACAGCACCAAAGACGCCACCAGCAGCAGGCUUCCGAUCGUCUCGCGCGUGUUUUCUCCCGAUUGGGACAUUGGCUUUCUUGCCGGCCUGUUUGCCGGCAUCUCUGUGGCCCUGCUGUCGGCACGCAGCGUGCGAUAG
Messenger RNA from Grosmannia clavigera kw1407, 1224 nucleotides. RefSeq lists its product as uncharacterized. Lineage: Eukaryota; Fungi; Ascomycota; Sordariomycetes; Ophiostomatales; Ophiostomataceae. The transcript has 2 exons. The record is from RefSeq and is a predicted model, not a curated record. Bases 1 to 1224 code for a protein of 407 amino acids.